Molecule: messenger RNA, 1722 nt
Organism: Malania oleifera
Lineage: Eukaryota; Viridiplantae; Streptophyta; Magnoliopsida; Santalales; Ximeniaceae
Exons: 3
Coding region: 215-1303 (362 amino acids)
Source: RefSeq, a predicted model, not a curated record
UCAGAAAUUGUACGUUCUUUUUUUUUUUUUUUCUGCGCAUCUCUCUCUCUCUCUCUCUCUCUCUCUCUCUCUCUCUCUCUCUCUCUCUCUCUCUCUCUCUCCAUGCCAUCGUCUCCUAUUUAAGCCCACCAUCGCUAGCCACCAACCAGCACAAGCAAACCAGAGGAUAGAAUUCAAAAUCAGCAAGCUAUCUGAUCUGCAGGUGAUUCUGAAAAUGGCAGCCAAUAAGAACAACGACCUCGUGAUUCUGAACGACGACCAGCUGAGGGAGCUCGCCGACAUAAUCCGCCACCAGGAAGCCACCAUCAUCCACCAGACCAAAUUCCGCACCCAAAAGGAGCGCGACCAGUACCUCUACGACAGCAAAUCCAACCAAGAGGAAGUCCUCGCCCUCCUCGCCAUCGGCGAGCAAGCGAAGACCAAGCACCAAACCGACGCCGUUAAGAGCCCUAUUGCCCAAGACUUGUACCUCUACAUCGUCAACUGCUGCAACAGUGCCCUCCAGACCGCUCCCAACUACCACGUCAGAAAGGACUACCUCCAGAAAAUACACAACCACGUGGACGAGCUCGUCAACGUCGUCAAUGACCUGGACGCCGCCGACCGAAACGCCGUCGUCGUGGUUAGCGACGGCGUGGCCCAAUACAAGAACGCCAUGUUGACUUACACAGUGCAGUUCAAGAGCACCCUCUCCUCCAACUUCUCCAAGGCCGUCAAGGACGAAGGCAUCAAAUACGAGAACUUCGUGCAGAGGUAUGUAAACAAGAUUGGAUUCCAAGGACACUUCAAAGACCUAAGUGAGGUACAAAAGACAAAGGUAUAUGAGUCAAUUAUUACUGAAUCGGGACGAGAAUCAUUUCCAAUCAAGGAUCUAAUAUCUGCAACAUCUGAAGUUAAAGGCAUUGCUGUGACUGUUUAUAAAGUAGGGUCAGUGGUGUGGGACAUAUUCUCAUCGGAACACAAGCUUAAAACAGUAACUCGUGAUGCUGUAGUACUUGCGGCGAAAGAGGGUGGUUCAGAGCUUGGGGAAGUCAUUGGGGCAGCAUUAGCCACUGACUUGCUAGACGCAGAAGCAGAGGCACUGUUUGUUUCUUUGGCAGGAAUAGCAGGGGGUAUCGUUGGGUCUUUUAUUGUGGGGAUAUUUGCAGGUUGGUUGAUGGAUUCCAUUUUAAGUACCGCAAGCUUUCCCAGCGACACGAAAAAGCUUCACUGCUAUGUCUCUCCCUUGCCAGAUGGUGUGGCUCUCGCUCGUAUAAUUGCACAUGACACCACACAAGAUUCUAGCCCUAAACCUAUAAAUUAAUGAGUUGGUACACUUGUAUAAAGAAAUACUUCAUGGGGACCUUAAUUAAUUCCUCGUAAAAUUUGCAACUCACUAAUCACAAAAUAUUAUGUUAGCAUUUGAAAACAAGUAAGAUGCAUGCUUUGAUCAUGUCCAUCCACACCUCUUUGAUGAGUUCAAAUGCUAAUAUGAAACUUUGUGAUUAGAAGUUACAAAUUUUAAAUGAAGAGACUCUAUGUCCCUUGUAGGUCUUUCUCGUCUUUAUAUACACAACCCAUAACGAAUAUCGGUUGUGAAUCAAUAAGGCUUUAUAAAUUAAGAGAAGUUGUUCUAUAUAAAUAUAUUAAUAAUGAAAUAAAAAAAUUUGUACAAGUGGGUAUAUAUUGGGAAAAAACUUCUCCUUUCUUUACCUGCCCACUUGUGUCCAACUAUUGUCAACA